ACUCUUCCUAAAAUCUUUAUCACAAUAUAUAACAACAUUCUGCAUCAUCUCUCUCAAUAACUCUGAACACAUCAAAUUAACAACCUCUCUUCCAUGGAGACCCUGCUACUCUUCUUUGGCAUUGUAUCAGCGGUUUCUGCCUAUGCCUUCUGGUUCUACCUCCUGGCACGGCGGCUUACAGGCCCAAAAGUUUGGCCGAUCGUCGGUAGCCUUCCAUUUCUGUUCAUGAACCGGCAGAGAAUUCAUGACUGGAUAGCUAGCAACCUCCGGGCAACGGGUGGCGCCUGCACGUACCAAACCUGUACGCUAUGCCUCCCUUUCUUGGCCCGCAAGCAAGGGUUUUUUACAGUGACUUGCCACCCCAAGAACAUUGAGCACAUUCUCCGGACUCGGUUUGAUAAUUACCCCAAGGGACCACAGUGGCAGGAGGCCUUCCAUGAUCUUUUGGGGGAGGGGAUUUUCAACAGCGACGGGGAAACAUGGCUGAUUCAGAGGAAGACGGCGGCGCUGGAGUUCACAACGAGGACUCUAAGGCAGGCCAUGGCACGGUGGGUGAACCGGACAAUUAAGAAUCGAUUGUGGUGUAUUUUAGAUAAGGCGGCGAAAGAAAACAGAGCUGUGGAUUUGCAGGAUUUGUUACUCCGAUUGACGUUUGAUAACAUUUGUGGGCUCACAUUCGGGAAAGACCCAGAAACACUUUCUCCUGAGUUACCAGAAAAUCGGUUCGCCGUCGCAUUUGACACCGCUACGGAGGCGACUCUGUACCGGUUUCUUUACCCUAGUUUCCAAUGGAGAUUGGGGAAAUUUUUAGAGAUUGGAACCGAGAAAACAUUGAAACAGAGCCUCGAAAUCGUUGACAAUUACAUGAAUGACGCCGUCGCAGCGCGCAAAGAAAAUCCAUCAGAUGAUUUACUAUCCCGUUUUAUGAAAAAAAGAGAUGUUAACGGUGAUCUGUUUCCAACCUCUGUUCUCCAACGGAUUGCUCUGAACUUCGUCCUUGCCGGACGCGACACUUCCUCAGUAGCCCUAAGCUGGUUCUUCUGGCUCGUGAUGAACCAACCAGAGAUCGAGAAGAAGAUUAUCAGCGAGAUUUCAAGUGUCCUUCGGGAGACCCGCGGCGAUAAUAAACAGAAAUGGCACGAAGAACCUUUGGAUUUCGACGAAGCGGAUAGAUUGGUGUAUCUGAAAGCAGCAUUAGCCGAAACUCUGCGUUUAUACCCAUCAGCCCCAGAGGACUUCAAGUACGUUAUACAGGACGAUGUCUUACCGGACGGAACUUUUGUCCCCACCGGCUCAACAGUGACGUAUUCCAUUUAUUCAGUGGGGAGAAUGAAGACUAUAUGGGGUGAGGAUUGCAUGGAGUUCAAGCCGGAGCGAUGGCUGUCACCUGAGGGUGACAAGUUCGAGGCACCAAAAGAUGGGUAUAUGUUUGUGGCGUUCAAUGCGGGACCAAGGACUUGCCUGGGGAAGGACUUGGCUUACCUUCAAAUGAAGUCCGUGGCGUCCGCGGUGCUGCUGCGCUACCGGCUGUCACUGGUUCCCGGCCACCGUGUGGAGCAGAAGAUGUCCCUGACUCUGUUCAUGAAGAACGGCCUUCGUGUAUACAUGCAUCCAAGAGCACUUGCGUAGAGACCGGAGAAGAGUGCUAUCAUUGAUGAAUCAAGUAGAGGAUACACAAGUGCAUUUGUUUUGUUUUGUUUUUACAUUUAAUUUAAUCUCAUAAGUCACAAAUUGUUCGUUCGUGUUUAUUUAAAUUUAUGUACUUUGAGCAGAGAUUCAUCAUCUAAAUUUGAAGGGUAAAAUUAAUUUGGGAGAGUAAUGUCUUUGUUCUGUUAAUUACGUAUGUUUCCUAUCCAUAGAUGUGGAUUUUCAUAUGUUUUAUCAAAUAAUAAUUCAAUAAAAAC
Molecule: messenger RNA, 1904 nt
Organism: Rubroshorea leprosula
Lineage: Eukaryota; Viridiplantae; Streptophyta; Magnoliopsida; Malvales; Dipterocarpaceae
Source: the annotation of a GenBank genome assembly